CUUCAUUUAUCACGAGAACAAUAACGUCAACUAAAAUAAAACAAUAACUCUUUCCAAGCUCGUCAACUCACACAUCAGAGCAAUAUGUCUUUCCUCGGAUUUGGAAGACCGCAACCCACGUCGGAGGAGAAAAUCUCUGCCGUCCAGGCUGAGCUAAAACUUUUAACGCAAAUGCACGACCGACUCACCAAGGCAUGUGCGAAAAAAUGCGUCCCCAAUGACUACCGAGAAUCCGAACUCAACAAAGGCGAAAGUGUCUGCCUCGACCGAUGUGCUGCUAAAUUCUUCGAUGUCCACAUGAAAGUGUCAGAGUUAUUACAGCAAGAGAUGCAACAAAAAGGCGUCGGCGGGGGCAGUGGUUUUGGUUUUGGUGGUUAAGGCGGAGAAAAGGAUUACAUCUACUAUGACGCACUUGGUCGUUAUGACGAUUCCGGCCACGACGGACCGUCUAAACGACUGUACGAUAUGUAUACGCAGAGUUUGGAAAAGAGCUCUAGAUAUGGUGGUACGCGGUCGCUCCGCCUCCGAGUCUGUAGGUAUAUGAUCGGUGCCGGUCGUCGGGUCUGGCGCUUGUACUAUGGAAUAGGUUGGCCUGCUCGACCUGGACUUAGAAAUGAAGAUUCCUCUCAUGACCAAUUUCCAUUGUAACAUGCCCUCGAAUAAUGUGCUAAAAAAAAUAGAUUUAGGCCACCUUGGAAUUACCGUAGAAGGUUAUGAUACAGCGCAUAUGGAUGCUACGUACUUGCC
This is a messenger RNA of Hypoxylon trugodes, 747 nucleotides long. Its product is annotated as mitochondrial import inner membrane translocase subunit TIM10. Gene Ontology annotation, biological process: protein insertion into mitochondrial inner membrane. Gene Ontology annotation, cellular component: mitochondrial inner membrane. The transcript has 2 exons. The record is from RefSeq and is a predicted model, not a curated record. Lineage: Eukaryota; Fungi; Ascomycota; Sordariomycetes; Xylariales; Hypoxylaceae. The coding region runs from base 85 to 378 and encodes 97 amino acids.